UUUCUGCCCUGAUUAUUACCCUAGCUUGUCCUAACUCAAUUCGGGCUCCCUGUAGCAUUGGCCCUUUGUUUUGAUCGUCCCAUUUUUCCGGGCGGCCGUUCAAUCCGUUCAAUCCGUUCAAUCCGUUCAAUCCGUUCAAUCCGUUCAAUCCUUGAAUCAUCCACCUUGGUACGACUUGCAGGCUUGACCGGCUCAAUCAAUGCUUGUCUGAGCUCUGAGCGACCUUUCUGCUUCCCCCGGUGGAUUGAGCCUUGGCCUCUGGCCUUUCGCCUCUGACCGUUUGGUAGUCUGAUCUUGCCUGGUCUGGGUGGUUUUCGUCAUGUCGGGUGGCGUGUACGGUGGUGAUGAAGUGGGUGCUCUGGUCUUUGACCCCGGCCAAUUCUCGCUGCGGGUGGGCUAUGCGGGCGAGGAUUCGCCUAAGAGUGAGAUUCCUUCGACCGUGGGCGUGUCGCCCAAUGACGCUCCAUCGGGCAGCGCUUCGGCCCACGCCAUGGAGACGGACAGCAACGCCACGGCUGGGGCCACCACCGCCACGUCGCAGCAAAUUGGAGCAGGGCCGCAGGAGAAGAAUUUCCAUUUGGGCGUGGUAGCCUUGGCCGCGGCCCGAAAGGCCAAAGAGACCAUGAGUUAUGUGCGCGAUGGCAUGAUUGAGGAUUGGGACGUGUUUGAGAAGGUCUUGGACCACGCCUACAAGAACGUCAUCCAGAGUGAGGCGGAACUGCAUCCGGUUCUAUUCUCGGAAGCCCCUUGGAAUCAACGAGCUAAGCGUGAAAAGCUGACUGAGCUCUUGUUUGAGAAGUAUCAGGUGCCGGCCUUUUUCUUGGUGAAGAACGCGGUCUUGGCCGCUUUUGCUAAUGGGCGUUCUACAGGCUUAGUGGUGGACUCAGGCGCCACCUAUACAGCGGCCGUGCCCGUGCACGAGGGCUUCGUAUUGCAGAAUGCCAUCGUCAAAUCGCCUUUGGCCGGCGAUUACGUCACUCAUCAAUGCCUGAACUUUUUGGAACAAGAAAAGAAGAUCGAGAUCGUUCCCCCCUACAUGAUUGGCGGUAAAGAGGAGGUGAAAAUGGGCGAUCCCCCCAAGUGGACCCGUCGCUCCAACCUACCAGAAGUGACCCAAUCUUGGCACAAUUACAUGAAGCGGCAAGUGGUUCAGGACUUCCAGAGUAGCGUGCUCCAAGUGAGCGAUGCCCCCUACGACGAGGACUCACUUUCCACUAUCCUACAUUAUCCAUACGAGUUCCCCAACGGGUACAACAAUGAAUAUGGCAUGGAGCGUUUUCGCAUCCCCGAGGCUUUGUUUGAUCCGGCCUACAACAAAUCGCCCAAUGCUCACUCUAUGAUGAGCGUGUCCCACGUGGUUACCACCUCCGUGGGCAUGUGCGAUAUUGACCUUCGGCCGGCUUUGUACGGUUCGGUGGUGGUCACGGGCGGCAAUACCUUGCUUCAAGGCUUCAACGAGCGAUUGAAUCGGGAUCUGUCCGUUAAGACGCCCACCAACAUGCGGUUCAAGUUGAUUGCCGCCAACGGCCCGCAAGAACGGCGAUUCGGAUCUUGGAUUGGCGGCUCGAUUUUGGCUUCGCUAGGAUCUUUCCAGCAGAUGUGGAUCUCUAAGCAAGAAUACGAGGAAAGCGGUAAAUCUCAGGUGGACAGGAAAUGCCCAUAAAUCGUGUAGUAUUAUCAAAUCAUGUCUGUGCCACAUCAAGUGAAGUGGUGACCACUCAAUUCUUCGCCCAUUCAAUGUGUAAAUACCAACAUCUGUUCAAGUUCA
Molecule: messenger RNA, 1768 nt
Organism: Tigriopus californicus
Lineage: Eukaryota; Metazoa; Arthropoda; Copepoda; Harpacticoida; Harpacticidae
Gene: Bap55
Product: actin-like protein 6B
Exons: 3
Coding region: 320-1663 (447 amino acids)
Biological process (GO): regulation of transcription by RNA polymerase II; nervous system development
Cellular component (GO): SWI/SNF complex; NuA4 histone acetyltransferase complex
Molecular function (GO): chromatin binding
Source: RefSeq, a predicted model, not a curated record